Molecule: messenger RNA, 1017 nt
Organism: Glycine soja
Lineage: Eukaryota; Viridiplantae; Streptophyta; Magnoliopsida; Fabales; Fabaceae
Exons: 10
Coding region: 1-1017 (338 amino acids)
Source: RefSeq, a predicted model, not a curated record
AUGGAAUUUUGCAGUUUGAUUAUCUGUUGUACAAAGGUUGUUGAACUGUGGUUAUUCAACAAGCUAACAUCAAUUGGAAGCUUCUACAAGUGUCAGAUUAACAACCUCACCCUGCUUUCAUUGUUUUGUAGGUUGAAAUCCAUAGCUGAAAUAGAUGACCAAAAGGAAACUUGCAAGAUUAUUGUUCGAGUGAUAAACAUGUGGACUAUACCAAGAUCGCCUAAAUCUAUUGUUGAGCUAAUUUUAGUUGACAAGAAGGGUGAUAAAAUUCUAGCACAAAUGAGGAAUGUUGAUGUUCAACUCGACAAUGUAAUUUUUGAUGUUGGUCAUACUUAUGUUAUUAAGAACUUUGAAGUAGAAAAGAAUAGUGGUCAUUAUAAAGCAACACGUGGAAGUAUCAUGAGUUGUACUUUGUGGGAGUCACUGGCUCUGGAGUUUAAGGAUUGUUUUGAUAGACAUAUUUCUGGUCCUGUGGUGUUGUUGCUCAAUCUGGCUAAAAUCAAAGAAGCAAGAGGCACUUAUCCAAUAGCAAUCCAGAAUUCAAUGUAUGGUUCUCAAAUUUUUGUGAAUACUGAAAUGAAAGAAAUUCUGGAAUUCAAGGAUCGGUUCGCCAAUCGAUUUCUGCAUAAUGCUCAAGUGAAAUGCUUUGAUGAACUUAGCCAAUUGAAAAAGGAGUGUAUGUGCGUCACUGUGGCUACUUUAAGCAAGUUGUUGGUAGCCAAUGGGUGGAUCUAUGAUGGGUGCCCCAAAUGUAACAAAAAAGAUGAUGGCGAAGGUUCGUCGCUUUUUUGUGUUGAAUGUGGUAAUAAGAGUGCAAGUACAGUUGCAAAGUUUUGCGUGGAUGUCAGAGUUGGUCAACCUAAUGAGUAUGCAAUUUUUACACUAUGGGAUCGAGAAUGUUAUGCUCUGAUAAAGGAGACUGCAGAUGAGAUUAAGCAGAAAAUGAUUAAUGAGGAUGGAGUAUUUGAUGCAGAGAUAUACCAAAAGAACUUGAUCAUGUUCUGGGCAAAAGAUUAG